ACUAUAACUUCAACCACACACUACCCUCAAUUUCCUACCCUUAAUCUCCCAACUCCCGGAGGAAACACCACCACCGCCCCCUCUCUCCCAGUGAACUGAAAGGAGAAGAAAAAAUGUCCCUUCAAACCCCCCGCAUCCUCCCCGCCCACCUCCACGCCUUCCACCCCUCCAGCGCCAAUUCCAAACACACGGUACGCAUCCUCGGCACCGUCUCCGCCCUGCGCGGCGACACCGCCACCAUCACCUGCGGCAGCGCCGGCGAGACCGUGACGAUCAUCCUGAACCCCGACUCGCGUCUGCAGAUGGGGAAGUUGGUGGAGAUUAUCGGGAAGGUGACGGAUUUGGAUGAGGGGGGCAUUGGAAUCCGGUUACGCGGGUGUACCGACUUGGGGGAUCCGGCUGAUUGUGACUACAAAAUCUACGAGCAGGUCGUCAAUGCGACGCAUAAGCUCAAGUCCAUCUUCUAUGACGCGAACGAGUGAGUGCCCAGUGUCAUCUCGAGGGAGACGAAAACGAGGACCUUUUGCGGCGCGUGCUGGUAUGCUGGUAUGGACCGGCUUGUGGAUGAUGGAUGUGAUAUACCCCUGUUUCGGAGGGAGAUGUUUCUAUAAUGAAUAUAUGCGCUUGUCUGUUCU
Aspergillus saccharolyticus JOP 1030-1 is the source of this 635-nucleotide messenger RNA. Its product is annotated as putative ssDNA binding protein Ssb3. The transcript has 3 exons. Gene Ontology annotation, biological process: base-excision repair; mismatch repair; DNA replication. Gene Ontology annotation, cellular component: DNA replication factor A complex; site of double-strand break; nucleus. The record is from RefSeq and is a predicted model, not a curated record. Gene Ontology annotation, molecular function: single-stranded DNA binding; damaged DNA binding. NCBI's taxonomy places the organism in Eukaryota, Fungi, Ascomycota, Eurotiomycetes, Eurotiales, Aspergillaceae. Bases 114 to 482 code for a protein of 122 amino acids.